GAUAACCUUGAAUGAGUAAACCAUAUUAAAAAUCAACGGCUAAACGAUGCAUCGAAAUACGUUUAAUUUCUGCUUUUUACUCGUAACUUUUACCGGGAAUUGUGACCCUCAGAAAGUACUGGGUACUGAACUUGGUCCCCAAGUUGUGAAUGAAACCAAGAUGGGCGAAGGUCCCCCUUGGGAGGAGGGUCAACCGACUUAUUUUCCAUAUCCGUACGAUUGCCGAAAAUUCAUCGAGUGCACCAACGGGGUCCCGAUUGUUCACAAUUGUGCUCCCCUGACCGUGUGGGACCAGUCGUUGCUUACCUGUAAUCACGAAAGCGUCACAUCCUGCGUCAUAGUCACGACGGAGACUCCAAUCCACACUUCUUUCGAUACUGACGCUCAAACUACAACAACCAGCCCCACACCAUCCACCUCAACCACACCCACAGAACUAACAUGCCCAAAAACUAAAACGACGACCAACCGACCUCCGGAGACUACUCCAAUCCAGACGAGUGUCCGAUACACGAUAAUAAAUAAACAGUGCAAUAACAUGGCUCUAAGCAUCUACAAUUCCACUUUGAGUUCCGAAAAUAAAAUCCAUGCAAUGCCGCACGUGCCCGACUGCUCGGAUUUGUCCCAAGUAUUCCAACUGGAAAUUUUUAACGGUAUUCCCGACCAUUACUACAUUUUGUCCGCACUUGGAAAAGGAAUUGAAGGAAGGAUCUGGGUCAUGCAUCUGCAUUAUGAUCUUUAUACUUUCCCAACUAUACAGAAUGGUACCGGAGCUUAUGCAGAGUACACGCUGAAACUUGUGGAUGCAACUAAUUUCUACACAAUACGGGUUCGGGAGAGUCCAGAAGCGAGUUUCUAUUACUCCGGAUCACAGAACGAUAUUGGAGUCGACCUUCGAACCGUGGACGCACCAGAUUCUACAAAUCCAACGCAAUUAUGGGGGUUUGUGCGGUGCCCGACCUAAUCGAAAAUACACCUCUACCACAAAACAUUAAUGUGAUGCACGUAUUGACAUAAAUAAUAAAUACUACAUUACUAUUAAAAUAUCCUUGUUCCAAGUAAA
Molecule: messenger RNA, 1063 nt
Organism: Folsomia candida
Lineage: Eukaryota; Metazoa; Arthropoda; Collembola; Entomobryomorpha; Isotomidae
Exons: 7
Coding region: 47-964 (305 amino acids)
Biological process (GO): chloride transport; gamma-aminobutyric acid signaling pathway
Cellular component (GO): extracellular region; membrane
Molecular function (GO): chitin binding; GABA-A receptor activity
Source: RefSeq, a predicted model, not a curated record